Messenger RNA from Spirodela intermedia, 3358 nucleotides. Lineage: Eukaryota; Viridiplantae; Streptophyta; Magnoliopsida; Alismatales; Araceae. The record is from the annotation of a GenBank genome assembly.
AUGGAUCGAGAGUGGGGAUCGAAGCCGGGGAGCGGCGGCGCCGCCUCGGCGCAGAAUGAGGCGAUCGACCGGAGGGAGAGGCUGCGGAGGCUGGCGCUGGAGACCAUCGACCUGGCCAAGGACCCUUACUUCAUGCGCAAUCACCUGGGGAGCUAUGAGUGCAAGCUUUGCCUGACGCUGCACAAUAACGAGGGAAAUUAUCUCGCGCAUACGCAGGGAAAGCGCCACCAGACCAACCUCGCCAAGCGCGCCGCCCGCGAGGCCAAGGAUGCGCCCGCCCAGCCCCAGCCGCACAAGCGCAAGGUCGCGCCCCUGCGCAAGAUCGGUACGGCCCCACUGACUUGUUUCCCUUGUUCUUCUUCCUCAUUAGACGUCAGUUGUUUCUAGGGUUUCGCUAGCUAUCUUGAAAACACUAUUCUCCCCCCACUUGUGCAGAUUGAGUGAUGUUAGGGAUCUAAAUUUCAUGUGAGGCUCUAAAUCUGUUUAUAAUUUCCUUCUUCUCCGACUCUGAAUUUUCUCCUCUCCAUAAUUACAGUGAAGAUCGGCAGACCUGGUUACAGGGUUACGAAGCAGUUUGAUUCAGAAACCAAACAACGCUCUCUUCUCUUUCAGGUAUGUCCUCCUGCAUAGUACUGUUUUAUUCUUCGUUUUAUUCUUAUGCGCCUUAUUUCCUAUGCUACUCUCAUUUUUGGGGAUUUUGACGCAUGAUAAUACGUAUAAAGUUUCACUUCAGUCUCGAAAGAUCAGUGCAUAUUGAGAAAAACUGGAUGUUAAGUUAUUCUUUGCCAAUUGGGUUUCAUUUUCCUCGGUGGAGAAUAUAGGUUGGUCAUCAUGAGCAUCAUGGCAUUGUAUUGAUCUGUAUGCUGAUUAAUGGUCUGGCAAGGUUCAUGGAAAAUUUUGAGAGAGGGAGUGAAAGUAGAAAGCGAAAUAAUUUUAUGAGCACUUUUCUUCUUCUGAUUAUGUCCCCCCUAUGUGAGAUAUAUCGUAUAUCUUAUUCUUGAUCUUAUUUUCGAGGCUCCAUUCAUUAAGUUUGAUGAGGAACGCAUUUUGGUUAAUGGAUUCAGACGAUUCAACUCUUGCGAUUUUAAUUUUUUUUCUCGAUUUUCCUACAUCUUUUCGUUCUUAAAGCAGAGAUCAUAAAAAUUUCUCAUUUACUGUGGUCAACUGGGAGCUUUUUUUCUAACCUCAUGGUAGUUCUUCAGCUAAAACAAAUGGUCCGUAUGAUGCAUACGAAGACCAAUUAUUUAUUUAUGCUAUAGUGCUAGGAACUCAGAUUGAUAAAGAUUUUGCAUCGUGCUUUUCGUCCCCUUCAGUUCCAUCUAAUUACCACCCGCGCUUUUGCUUUCUUUUGAAGUAUAUUAGCUGAUUUAUCAACAAUGAGAACCUUGCGAUAGUUGUAACUUGUUGACCACACAAUAUGUAGCAUUUUUGGUUUUGACUCUUCAUUGUAACACUCAUUAAGCUUAGCCCUUAAAUAAAUGCAAUGCCAAUUUCAGAUCAGAUAGCUGUUUCUGUCAUUUUUCAUCAGCUUGAAAUAAUCACUUUUUAUGAGUCCAGAUUCAUAAAUAAAUAAAUAAAAGUGAAGUGGGUGGACUGAUAUUGAAAUGAACUUUUAUUAUUAAAAUGAAUUGGAACGAGAAAGGCAAAAAGUGGAUUAUGGUAAGACUUUCUUAAGGCAAGGAGAAAAUGGUCUGUAUUAUGGCACUACGUGAAAUUUAAGGUUUUGGUAAGAAUGAUAGGAUCAGUAUUUCGUUGAGUGCCCGUAGAUCUGAGGGGUACGUUUAUGGAUCAUCUGGCUUUUGGCUUAUCCACGUCCUAGUUGGAAUACCAUACGAAAAAUCUCUCUUAUUUGUUCAUCUGUCUGCCUCAAAUGGUCUUAUUUGUUCUGUCGUUCAGCAUCUUCGAUACCUUGUGUGGACCUGUCCAAUGACACCUAGCCUGCAUAGUCGCCAAGUUUUAUACGUAAUGAAAAUUGGGAUGAAGUUUAGAAAUGGUACAAAAACCCCAAUCUCUAAAGCCAAGAAAUUAACUCGGAGUCAUGGCUUCAUCAUUCACGGUCUUUGGUUCAACUGUUCCACCCUUUGAUCAGAGCAGUAGAACUAAGAGACUAGCUGCUGUAGAUAUCUCAAAGUAAUGACCAAGUGCCGCCCCAUAUUAUCAUGCUUGUUUUAACUCCUGACAUUCAUUCUUUGAAGCUAACUACUCGCUUGAACUCCCCUCUUAACCAUGGCAUCAUGAUUGGUAGCUAAGAUUUAUGCACAUAGGCACUGUUCAUAAGGAAGGGAACUCGCUCUAUCCAAGCAUGUUGCCCUGUUUUUAGUCUCAUCGAUGAUCCAUCUGGUAGCUGUUACUUUUAGCAUAAUCUGUGUUGGGAGGUCUCAUGAGAUGAAACAUAGAAGCAAAGGCAUUAGUGCAUGCCCAUCACUUCCCCUUCAACCCCCAGUUUUCGAAGAAGCAAAUCGGCGACUCCUGGGAAUGAUUUACGAGAUGUGGGUUUCUUUAUGUUGAUAGAAGACGCCCACGCGUGACUCUCUGCGUUGCCUGUUGAUGUGAUCAUCCAUAUUAAUUUGCAUAACCUUCCACCACGGCCUGUGACUGUGACUGCAGAUUGAGUACCCUGAAAUCGAGGACCUCGCGAAACCAAGGCACAGGUUCAUGUCAUCCUACGAGCAGGUAGGUGCUUCUACAUCCCCAUGAUCCAUAGAAAAUGCCCAGCAACAACGGAAAAUUCUAGCCCUUGACGGAAUGAAUGCCCCUCUCCUCCCAGAGAGUCGAAUCCUUCGACAAGAGGUACCAGUAUCUCCUCUUCGCCGCCGAGCCCUAUGAGAUCAUCGCCUUCAAGGUUGGUUGGUCAGGCUGCGCUCUACCUACCUAAACCCGUCCCGAGUUCUUCUCACUGUAAGUGAGUCUUCUUCCUGCUCAGGUUCCCAGCGCGGAGAUCGAUAAGUCAACGCCGAAGUUCUUCUCUCACUGGGACCCCGACCUGAAGACCUACAUGGUUCGUCGACCGCCCCUCCCCUUCCUCUACCCCGUUGCCUAUCUUUUUCUAACGUUGGGUAUCAUUUGGCAGCUGCAGCUGUACUUCAAGGUGAAGCCGGCGGAGGGGAUCAAGCCGCCGCCGGCCAACGGCGCCGCGGCACCCGGCGCUCCGCCGAGGCCUCUGCCUCCGCCUCCGCAGGGCCUACCGCCGCCGCCGCCGCCCCCGCAGGUGCCUCCCCCUCCGAUGGCGAACGGCCCGCCCAGGCCGCUCCCUCCCCCGCCGGUCGGCAUGAUGCCCAGCUUCACCCCGGGGCUGCAGAUGAACCGCCCGCCGGCGGCCCAGAGCUUCCCGCCCCCCCCUCCUAACCCGCCAAAGUAA